AAAAAAAAAAAAAAAAAAGAAAAAAAAUUGCAGCGUUGGGUAUAGAUGAUAGCCUACUUGUAAUAGCGCACAUUUCUUGUAUUCCCGGCGUUACAUAGGCUUUUGGAGCGCUAUUCUUAUGAAUUAUCGACCAAGCAGGAGGCGUUUCUUCACAUUUAGUUGUAUUAUCUGUGUUGAGGGGACGAUGCCUUUGAGGACCGGACUUUUUCUCCUGAUGGUGCUGAACGCAUCUGCAUAUGAACUGGAUCAGAACGAGUCCUAUUCGCCCAGGAGAGCACGCUUUUCUGCCAAUAGCCCUUCAGAUGUGGCACGCUGUCUCAACAGUGCCCUCCAAGUUGGCUGUGGAGCCUUCGCCUGCCUGGAAAACUCAACUUGUGACACAGAUGGCAUGCAUGACAUCUGCAAGUCCUUCCUGUACAGUGCUGCUAAAUUUGACACUCAGGGUAAAGCAUUUGUGAAGGAGAGCCUUAAGUGCAUUGCCAAUGGCAUCACCUCGAAGGCAUUCCCCACCAUCCGCCGCUGCUCCACCUUCCAAAGAAUGAUAUCUGAAGUCCAAGAGGAGUGUUACAGCAAGCUGGACAUCUGCACUGUGGCCCGAUCUAAUCCAGAUGCUAUUGGUGAAGUGGCACAGCUACCAAGUCAUUUCCCCAAUAGGUUCUAUGGUAAGCUGCUACAGAGCCUGAUGGACUGUGAUGAGGACACGGUGGACCGCGUUAGGACCAGCAUGGUGUCGCGGCUGGGCCCAGAGAUGACCAUGCUUAUUCAGCUGCUGCAGAACAAGCCCUGCCCAUCCACUGCUGUGGCUGCAGCUGCUGCUGUUCCAACUGGAGCCGAGGGCCGUGGGAGCUGGCGCUGGUCCAUGGGUCCCCACAUGUACAAGAUCCAGCCUAAUCUGCGAAACAGAGACUCUGCCAGUCAUUUUGGCAAGAAGCGCUCUGCCAGUGACAGCUCCUAACUUCCACUCAGAUUCAGAAAGUCCACACUCCUCAGAAUCAUGAAACAGCAAGCUCCUCUAUUCCAUAGGGGUGACAAAAUCCAUUCCUCCGCUAGACUGGAAGUUACAGAAAUAUGCACCUCUAGGGAAUGCCCAUAGAGUUCCAAGUCGAUAUCAGAGUUUGAUUGUUGUUAUAUUGUACAUCCUACACUUUAGGCUUGAGAGGACCCCCUUCCAUCAACUAUUUUCAAACGUAUUCACUCACAAGAUAGUGUUGAACGUGUGGCUGUUGCAUCUGUGCAACACGGUCCUAUUUGCUCCUCUUCACCUCCGUCAACAGAGAUGAAUCCUUCAGAGGUCUUUUGAUGCCAAACGCAAAACAGCCAUAGUGAUUUACACCUCUAGAGCACAAGUGGUCCGUACUUUAAAAGGCAAAAACACAGACGGUUGGUUGUUAAUAGGGAUCAGUGGUUGGAUCAUUAGUUCAUUGGUAGGAAUGGGAAAUUAUUGCUCAGUGUAUCUAAUAUUACAGUGAUGAGACCAAUCAAAUUGUGAGCAUGAGCUGUGGAAACGAGUUUCAUAUCUAUUUUCUGACACUAACAUAAUACUGUAAUGUACUGUAUACUACGUUAUCUGAGACAGCCAUAGCUAGCUCUCUAAAAGAGAGCGCUCAUAAGGUGAGAGGUCUUUAGGGGUUUCAUGAUAACCUUUGAGAGGUUAUCUCAAACUGACCAAAAAACUUCAAACUGCCCUGAAUGCUAUUCAUGAAAUACCAAAAUAGUGUAGAGCUAUGUAUAGCACUUAUAUUUGUUUUUCUGGUGCCAGAUCAAGCCAUGGUCCUUGACUGAAAUGCAUUUAAAAUCAUCAUCCUCUCCACAAGGACUGUCCAGGACAUGGCCCAGUCUGUCUAUCAGAAAAGUCCAUUUUGCAUAUCUUGUCUCCAGACACUCUUAAUGCGUAAGACUGUUGAGCUCUACAGUAUAUGUGGGACCAUGUUUGGUGGAAUCUGUACUCGUGUUCUUAACUUAGUGUGAAGCAGUUGUGUGUGUGGCUGAAUAGCGAGUUCACCAUUGAGAUUGAGAGCAGCCAUCUUCUUGGACUGACGAUUAUCAUUCUCUGCGGUGAAAAAUGAGAAAUAGAGGGAUUCCUUCAUACACACUGGCUUCCAGUGUCAAGAUUGAGAAUGAUUAUUUAAAAGCCUUGUUGGAAUGAUAUUUAUUUUCCUACUAUAUUAUUUAAUUUUUUAUUUUAUGGCAUUAUUGUAGUUUUUAGUUAGUUUACAGAUAGACAUUUAAAAAUGCAGUUUGGUCAUGGCUCCUAUUUGAACUUGAGCUCAUUGACAAAUAGGUGAGCUGCCACUCUCUGGUGACUGAAUGGGACCCAUGUCAUGACUCUGUGCUGGCCAUAGGGGAACAAGUUGGUCAUUCAAGUCAGGGGAUCUACUUUAUGGGUGUUACAAGGGACCACAUCCAAAACAAGAUAGCAUAAUUUUGACACAUAUUCUGGUAAAAAAAAAGAAAAAAAAAAAAGGCAUAAUUGCAGCUGUUAGAUGUAUUUGCUGAGUGUUGGGGGUUUGUGUGCAUAGUUUCCCAAGCAAAGCUGAAGAUGUACCAGGUAUAGUCAAAAUAAAGGAAACACCAACAUAAAGGGAAGGGAAGGGCUCUGCGCUCGUUUGCGGUGCUUCUCCUGGUGUGAAACAGAAUCAGUUACUCUUAAGAGGGCUCGGCAGUUUCUAAUCACAACUGGUAUCUUCAUCCCGUACACUUCUUUCUCUUUAUUUAAUAUUUUUUCGUCUUGCUGUGUUGGUUCCAUCAGAUAUUUUACAGUAGUGAGAGAGAGAGAGAUAACAGUGAUGAGAAUAGAUGACAUGUGUCACAUGUGAAUGUUGUAUGUGUUCCAGCUGGCCGAAAAGCGCCCUAAAGUCUGACUGAGGAUGUUCAGCCUGUGUGUUUAAGAGCACAACAGUCUCUCUCUCUCUUAUAUCACAUUGAGAAAGCAAAGUAAGAGGAGCAUCAGUAUAUUCACUCAAGCUGCAUAAACUCCUGCGCUCUAAGUCCAGCACCUUCAUGUGCUUGGCUUACUUUUGCUUCUUGGCUUGUGUUUUCCCUCCGAGGGCACUGGGAUUUAGCUGCAGACACAAAGCAGCAGGACCAGUAAAAACUGAGAAAGCUGCAAACUUGAACCGUCAAGUGUGAUAUGAUGCGCCUCUAAUGUAUCUUCAGUGGUGUCUCUCACUUUGCAAUUUUGAGAUCACGAAUGUCUGGUUAGUCAAAGUUAAAUUAUAACCAUGCCGAGAGCCACCUCACUGACCAGCUGAUUAGAAGAGGUUUGCAGCACUGCUAAAGAUAGCCUUGUGUGAGCCUGUGUGCAGAUGCAGUGCUAACUGUGCACCAGGUUCCAUUUCCACCAGUGUCAUAAAAAAAAUCCCAGUAGAAGCACUGCAAAGAUCUUAAUCCAUAAUGAAUCUCUCUCACACAUAAUAUCUGAUCUGAACAUUUUUGGUAGAUAAUAAGAUAUCUAAGUCUACCGUCAAAUAUCACAAUGUUAUGCCCAGACAAUCAUUCAAAAUCAGUACAAAAGUGCAGAGUGUUUAUCACUGAGAAAGGCCUUUAUUUGGGUGUUUCCUUUAUUUUACCUAUACCUGGCAGAUAGGUGAUAGUGCAGAGCCAUUGACUUUAGUCAUAUAUAAUCAAUAGCUCAAAUUAGCUGUGGUUUUGGGACUGAAUUACAAAUGUUUGUGCACAGCCAAAGUCUGCAUUGUCUAGAGAAUGCAAUAUAGAGAUUAACUUGGAACCAGGGUUGGGGUCAGCUUUCAAUGCAAUUAAUUCAGAAAGCAGAUUUUUCUUCAAAAUUUGCAAAUCUGUGAUCAUAGAAAGGUUCUUAUAACCAAUCUGUAAGGAUUUGCUGAACACACCAGUUGUAUCUGUGUGGAAUGCCAUUUUAGUUUACAGUUUGAAUCAGAAUAUUUGAAAGGGAACCGACCCCCAUGCUUGGAAUUUACUGUCAUACAGGAUCAUCUUUAGGAGUGAAGCACUACAGACCAGAAAAGAGAUGUUUUUGUUGUUGUUGUUGUUGUUGUUGCUAUUGCUAUUGCUAUUGUCGUUGUUGUUUUCCAGUGUAAAUUAUUAGCACUGUUACGAAUUCCAAACUAUGCAAUAAUCUCACAUACAAAGGAUUCACAGCGACACACAAAUUGACCUUUAUUUCAUUCAGUGCCGGCUGAUGCUGUUUGAAUAAAGUAACAGCAUGUAUGCUCUCAUACUCACAGUAUGAAGGAAGUGUUCCUGUAUAUCCCUUCCUGUUUCUGUGUUUUGUUUUGUUUUUUGUUGUU
Myripristis murdjan (pinecone soldierfish) is the source of this 4265-nucleotide messenger RNA. It is a transcript of the gene stc1, whose product is annotated as stanniocalcin 1. The record is from RefSeq and is a predicted model, not a curated record. The transcript is spliced from 4 exons. Gene Ontology annotation, molecular function: hormone activity. NCBI's taxonomy places the organism in Eukaryota, Metazoa, Chordata, Actinopteri, Holocentriformes, Holocentridae. Gene Ontology annotation, biological process: intracellular calcium ion homeostasis. Gene Ontology annotation, cellular component: extracellular region. Bases 119 to 955 code for a protein of 278 amino acids.